This is a messenger RNA of Trematosphaeria pertusa, 855 nucleotides long. RefSeq lists its product as uncharacterized. The transcript has a single exon. NCBI's taxonomy places the organism in Eukaryota, Fungi, Ascomycota, Dothideomycetes, Pleosporales, Trematosphaeriaceae. Bases 158 to 685 code for a protein of 175 amino acids. The record is from RefSeq and is a predicted model, not a curated record.
CACUUUUCUAGAGCGAAUAUCUCGAGAGGAGGGCUCACCAAGUACGAUUGCGCGCCGAGACGGUCCGCCACCAACCACCGUUGAAAUCUUAGAAACAGGACCGGGCCUCUGGACGGAGACUAAUGCCUGGCAUAACAUCUGACUGGGGCGUUACAUCAUGGGUAACAAUGGCUUCACGCAACCUGACGUCGAGUAUGCGGACAAGACGCUCGCUGCGCUUUCGAAGAACAAAGGUUGGCUCGGCGAUUACCCUUGGGGACAUGACUGGAACAUCAUUGACUCCCAAUAUCUUCGAGGCUGUCCCUGCGAGAUCUACUAUAAUAUGAAAAUGAUGUUCCCGGACACUGUUGACCUUGCCAUCUCAUAUGGCUAUGGGAAUUGGCAUGGCUUCACUACGAAUGGUUCUUGCAUGAUCGACGAGCUACCAGGCAAUUCUUGCGAGCCAACCGUCCGUUUUGAGGAAUUGGUCGACACGACAGAUGGUGCACCAGCAGGCCUUGGAACGGGAUUCUCGCGUCAUCGGAAGAUUUUCGCUUGCGAAGUCAUUCCCACUCCGUCUGAUGUUUACUGCCCUUCGCAGACUUUGGACAACAUCUGGAGAGAUCUGUUUCCCCUCUUCGACGGACUGCACACCAUUCUAGGAUAUCGGACGCCCGCCAGUCUCACGCCGGCCAAGCAGGAUUAGGCGAGGCUUGUGACAAGGGCCGGGGGCGCCAGCGUUAUUGACAGCUACUUGCAAGCGGCCUAUCUGUACAUUAACGAGGACUUUUCCAUUGCAAAGAUGUACUAUGUCGGCUACUUCCGGGACGCAAACGACCCGUCGACCUGCAACACAGACACUAUCGGAAGAACGGG